AUGCGUUUCCUCAUCACCCUCCUCUUUGCGUUCGUCGCAACCGCCGCUGCAUUCCCGGAAUUCCACUUCCUCGAGGCGCGCAAGAACGGCAAUGGCACUAAGAGCGAAGGUGGAAAGAAGAACGGCACUAGCAAGGGCAACUCUGUCAACAAGCAGUGCAAGCAGAUGAUGAAGAUGGUUAAGAUCACCGAGCUCGCCGCCAACCAGACCAAGCUCGAUGCCCUCGUCUCUAAGGGCAAGUUGAACGAAACUGAGAUCCAGGUCAUCAAGGACAAGGCCGCAAACGCCACUACGACCCUCAAGACUCUCCAGGCCAACAGCACCCUCGUCGACGAGUGCAAUGUCAUCGCCGCGAACAAGAUGGUCAAGUCAGAGUGCAAGGCCAUGAAGAAGCUUGCUAAGACCGCCGCGCUUGCCACCAACCAGACUGCCAUGGAUGCCUUCGUCGCCAAGAAGAAGCUCAACGACACCCAGGUCACCAAGUUCAAGGACCAGAUCACGAAGGCUCAGACUAAGCUCCAGGAGCUCAUGUCUAACACUACUCUUACCGACCUGUGCGCCUCGCAGAAGUCGCAAAAGGGCUCUGACGACAGCGGUAGCUCCACCACCGGUGCGGCGGCUGAGUCUUCGUCUACGCCUGAACAAGCUACCGGCGCCGCCAGCUCCUUGACGCUGCAGACGGUCCCCUACGUCUUCGUCCCGGCUCUUGCUGGUCUCUUUGCUAUUCUCUUGUAG
Didymosphaeria variabile is the source of this 735-nucleotide messenger RNA. RefSeq lists its product as uncharacterized. The coding region runs from base 1 to 735 and encodes 244 amino acids. Lineage: Eukaryota; Fungi; Ascomycota; Dothideomycetes; Pleosporales; Didymosphaeriaceae. The transcript has a single exon. The record is from RefSeq and is a predicted model, not a curated record.